Manis pentadactyla (Chinese pangolin) is the source of this 1022-nucleotide messenger RNA. RefSeq names its product leukocyte receptor cluster member 1 (gene LENG1). NCBI's taxonomy places the organism in Eukaryota, Metazoa, Chordata, Mammalia, Pholidota, Manidae. The coding region runs from base 164 to 943 and encodes 259 amino acids. The record is from RefSeq and is a predicted model, not a curated record. The transcript is spliced from 4 exons.
UGAUAGCAAAUACAAUUCGAUUUUAGAUGACGGGACGUGGGCCGCCUAGCCAAUCAGCUCUCGCUACAGCCCUGGGGGGCGUGUCAGCCCAGGACCAAUCCGUGGCCAAGGAAGGUAGAGCAGGGAGGGGUAUCCGCGCUAGUCCGUGGAAGGUAACGGCGCCAUGAAUAUCUUGCCCAAGAAGAGCUGGCACGUCAGGAAUAAGGAUAAUGUCGCCCGCGUGAGACGUGACGAGGCCCAGGCCCGGGAGGAGGAGAAAGAGCGUGAGCGGAGGGUACUUCUCGCUCAGCAAGAGGCCCGCACAGAAUUCCUGCGUAAGAAAGCCAGGCAUCAGAACUUGCUACCUGAGCUGGAAGUAGCAGAGGCAGGAGACCCAGGUUCUGGCCCUGUGGACCUGUUUCGGGAGCUGCUGGAGGAAGGGAAAGGGGUGACCAGAGGCAAUAAAGACUACGAGGAAGAAAAGCGACAGGAGAAAGAGAGGCAGGAGAAAGCUCUGGGCAUCCUGACGUACCUGGGGCAGAGUGCCGCGGAAGCCCAGACGCAGCCCCCUUGGUACCAAAUCCCCCCGGAGCGAGGGAGCCCCUUACCUGGGCCAGGUCCGGACAGAAAGCUCAAGGACCGCCUGGACCCUCUGCGGGAGCUUCAGAGGCACUUAGGGAAGAAGAGAAGGCACAGCGGUGGUGACAGCAGCCACGGCAGAAGGAAGCAGCAGGAGCGGCCCCAGGAGCCGCCAUCCCUGGACCAGCUUCGAGCUGAGCGCCUUCGGCGGGAAGCAGCCGAGCGCGCUCGGGCAGAGGCCUUGCUGGCCCGGGCCCGGGGGGGCGGCCCCCCGGAGGAGCAGCCCGGAGAGAGCGAGCUGGAUGAGCGCCGGAGGCGGUACAACUCCCAGUUCAAUCCCCAGUGGGCCCGGCGCCCUGCAGCGGGACCCCCACCCGCUCGCUGACUCCAGGGGCACGGGAGAGGGUGCAGCUGCCAGCCGUCAUAUAAAACUAUUUAUUCAUAAAUAUUUUCCAAAAUGAAAA